CGAGGGGAGGAGUUUAGGAUGUAGAGCGGAAACGGCUUAAAAACUUGUGAGAAAAACAGUAAUAUUUGCAAUCGCCUAAAAGGUUACCCGUUCUCCCAUCAUUUAUGGAACAAGAUACUCAAACUCUUGAACAUGCCCACGUUGAGUUCAAAAAACGCAAUUUUAAACAGGCAGAGGAUCUAUAUACAACAUUUAUUUCAUCCUGUUUGCAAACAAGAAAAUGUGAGGCAGGUGCUCUCGCUUCUGCUCUAAACAACCGUGGACAAAUUAAGUACUUCAGAGUGGACUUCAAUGAGGCAAUUGAAGACUACACUUCUGCAAUUAAAGCUAAUUCUCAGUUUGAGAUACCAUUCUACAACAGAGGACUCAUUCACUACCGAUUGGGUUUUUCCCAAAAAGCUGAACAUGACUUCAAGAGAGUACUAGAGCUCAACGCUAAUUUUGAAGAUGCCAAAACAAGCUUAAAACAAACUUUAUUGGACCGACAGCACAAGAUUGAUAGAGGAUAUUAAGAUUGUAAACUUUUUGAAAAUAAAUCUACCCAAUUAGUACCUCUGAUACAACACAUUUCAAUGGGUCCAUAAUUGUAGAAUGUUUAAAUUGUUUUACUUUUUCUGAGUAACAUAAAUGCUAUAACAAUGGAUAACUAAUUGCUACUAUGACUGUAAUAUACAAUGCCGCAAUUUAAACUGGAACAAAUGCACUUUUAAAUGAACAUAAAUACGUUUGACAAAUUG
Molecule: messenger RNA, 737 nt
Organism: Hypomesus transpacificus
Lineage: Eukaryota; Metazoa; Chordata; Actinopteri; Osmeriformes; Osmeridae
Gene: ttc32
Product: tetratricopeptide repeat domain 32
Exons: 3
Coding region: 105-512 (135 amino acids)
Molecular function (GO): protein binding
Source: RefSeq, a predicted model, not a curated record